This is a messenger RNA of Fomitopsis serialis, 555 nucleotides long. RefSeq lists its product as uncharacterized. Lineage: Eukaryota; Fungi; Basidiomycota; Agaricomycetes; Polyporales; Fomitopsidaceae. The coding region runs from base 1 to 555 and encodes 184 amino acids. The record is from RefSeq and is a predicted model, not a curated record. The transcript has a single exon.
AUGGCGGGCGCAGACGGGAGCGAGCAGGUGGCGGGGGAGGCGAGCGGCUGGGAGAGACAUGCAAGCAGCUGGGAGAGACAUGCAAGCAGCUGGGAGACAGACGAGGACGAGUACACAGCGAACGAGGACGGAAGCGAGCAGAUGGCGAGGGAGGGCAAGCAGCUGGGAGAUAGGCGAGGACGGAUGGACGGCAUGCACAGGAUACGGCGACGUGCAGCACAGGCUGCACAGCGCAAAUGUCCACCGCAGGCACGCAGAGCUAACACCUUUUAUGCAGACGCCUUUCAUGUUGACCGAGUCAGCACCUUCGACACCUCGGGGGGCUCCGGGAGGCCUCCUUGGACGUCGGUAGCGUCCCUCGGUGUUGCAGCCUUCGAUGCCUCCUUCGGGAUCGUUGGCUUUGACACAACCUCCUGCGGCGUUGCAACCUUGCAGGCUUCCCGAGGCGUAAGCGGGCUGAGUUCCUCCCUCAUCGGUGUCGGAGGUACAGUCGACCUCAAUGGCUCUACCCUCAGAACUGCUGGGACCCAAGAAGUCGAGGGCGAGCAGGCAUGA